Molecule: messenger RNA, 2596 nt
Organism: Nothoprocta perdicaria
Lineage: Eukaryota; Metazoa; Chordata; Aves; Tinamiformes; Tinamidae
Gene: RCBTB1
Product: RCC1 and BTB domain containing protein 1
Exons: 12
Coding region: 149-1744 (531 amino acids)
Molecular function (GO): protein binding
Source: RefSeq, a predicted model, not a curated record
CGCGUCGUCAGCUGGAGAGCUGGAGUCAACGGUCCCCGCGCAGGCAGCGGAGCGGGCCCUGGGCAGCGGCUGCGAGGCUCCUCAGCAAAYCUUACCCUUUCGGUAAUGCCGUCUUACUUAUAGGAACUUCUUGAAAUACAGUAGCAUCAUGGUCGAUGUAGGAAAGUGGCCAAUAUUUACUUUACUGUCACCUCAAGAAAUAUCAUCUAUUCGAAAAGCCUGUGUAUUUGGUACAUCAGCUAAUGAGGCUAUAUAUAUAACACACAAUGAUGAGGUGUUUGUUUUUGGACUAAAUUGCAGUAAUUGUUUGGGAACUGGAGAUAAUCAGAGCACAAUCGUACCAAAGAAAUUAGAAGCCUUAUGUGGAAAGAAGAUUUCCAGUCUCAGUUAUGGAAGCGGGCCACAUGUUGUACUUGCCACUGAAGAUGGUGAAGUUUAUGCUUGGGGACAUAAUGGUUACAGCCAGCUUGGGAAUGGCACAACCAAUCAGGGCAUUACUCCCAUUCAAGUUUGCACAAAUCUGUUAAUAAAGAAAGUGGUGGAAGUAGCUUGUGGCUCUCAUCAUUCCAUGGCGUUAUCAUUUGAUGGGGAUCUAUAUGCUUGGGGCUAUAACAACUGUGGUCAAGUUGGAUCUGGAUCUACAGCAAACCAGCCAACUCCUCGUAGAGUUUCAAACUGUUUACAGGGUAAAACGGUAGUUGGCAUUGCUUGUGGUCAGACAUCCUCCAUGGCUGUAGUAAACAAUGGUGAGGUUUAUGGCUGGGGCUACAAUGGUAAUGGUCAGCUGGGUCUUGGGAACAACGGCAAUCAGCUCACACCAUGCAGAGUGGCAGCAUUACAUGGGGUCUGUGUGCUCCAGAUUGCCUGUGGCUAUGCGCACACGCUAGCACUAACAGAUGAGGGUUUGCUGUAUGCCUGGGGAGCUAACACUUAUGGGCAGCUGGGAACUGGCAAUAAAAGCAACCAGCUAAGCCCCGUGCAGAUCAUGAUGGAGAAAGAAAGGGUGGUGGAGAUCGCCGCGUGCCACUCCACGCACACGUCGGCCGCCAAGACGCAGAGCGGCCAGGUGUUCAUGUGGGGCCAGUGCCGCGGGCAGGCCGUGAUCCUGCCCCACCUCACGCACUUCGCCUGCACCGACGACGUGUUCGCCUGCUUCGCCACCCCCGCCGUCAUGUGGCGCCUGCUCUCCGUAGAGCAUGAAGACUUUCUAACAGUAGCCGAGUCUCUGAAGAAAGAGUUUGACAGCCCAGAAACCUCAGACCUGAAGUUCCGYGUGGAUGGGAAGUACAUUCACGUUCACAAAGCUGUCCUGAAGAUCAGGUGUGAACACUUCAGAACCAUGUUCCAGUCCUACUGGAAUGAGGACAUGAAGGAGGUGAUAGAAAUAGACCAGUUCUCUUACCCCGUGUACCGAGCCUUCCUGGAGUACCUGUACACAGACAGUGUGGACCUCCCGCCCGAGGACGCUAUCGGGCUUCUGGAUUUGGCUACUUCUUAUUGUGAAAACAGACUGAAAAAACUAUGUCAGCACAUUAUCAAGAGAGGAAUCACCGUGGAAAACGCCUUCUCGUUGCUCUCUGCUGCUGUCAGAUAUGAUGCAGAGGAUCUCGAAGAAUUCUGCUUUAAGUUUUGUGUCAAUCACUUGACAGAAGUGACACAAACUGCAGCAUUUUGGCAAAUGGAUGGUCCUCUGCUAAAGGAAUUCAUUGCUAAAGCCAGUAAAUGUGGAGCCUUUAAGAACUGAAGCAAGGGGCUGUACGUUUUGGGUGACUGCAGGCAUCUUCUUGCACUUGGCCUGGGGCAAGAGGCUGGCAGAAGCGUGCGGGUAAAGCACAGCUGGGCUCCUGUCUCGGAGGAUGUGAAGGUCUGUAUAAAGCCAAAAGCAAAUGUCUUGUGUGCUCAAGAAAGAGCGAACYGCCCCUCCCCAAAUGCCCAACUCCAAACCCCAAGCAACAUCCCCGCUUGCGUUUAGCAACUCAGGCUGGUGGAAGCAGCUCAGGACUUCAAGGGGAGGGGGGAAAAAUUGCAGCAUGCAGAUGACACCAAGUGGUGUUGAGGACUUCUCAGGCUAGGAAGUCUCGAUUCUAGCACUGUCAAUAAUUGAAAUCUAGUCCUGGCCUUUUGGCAGUCCCGCCUGAGCCACAGAACGCUGUCACGUACCCAUUAACUCCCCGGGAUCCCGGCCAAGUGGAGGGCCCGGUGCUCUCUUCAUGCAGCCGCAUCCUGGUGAACGAUGUUGCCAUUUGCAAUUAAUCACGUGUAUCUCGGCGCUUCACGGGUGCAGAAAUAAUAAUGUAUCCUCAAAGCAAGUGAUGGCCAAGAAAGGAGCAACUAACAGGCAGUAAAGUGCUCUGAGUGUUCCUUAAUGUAAGUAGAAGUGUGUACUUUGUGUAAGCUGUACAGCAAUAUUUAUAAUGGCUAAGGAAGGACUUACCUCUGGUGACAUCAGGUUAAGUUGGUAGCCCUGGAGGGCAGGGAUGGGCUGCUUUGGAAGUGUGUGCGUGUACUUCAGGSUGUGUUUUUUCUUCUUUUUUUUUGCACUCAAGUAUUGUAUAAACUUAAAUUACAUGUAAUAAAAUUUUCUGUUUUGUACUUA